AUGACUAUUCACAAAGGUUUGCUUGACCGACGGAGCGCACCGUCACCGUCUUUCUCUCUGUUCCGAUACUCAGCAGUGAGCCGCGCGAUUCCCCACCAUCACCACCAUCAGCCAUCCUCAAAAGUGCCCUUCCGUCCCCGUAACGGAAUGGCAUCCCGUAGACUCAGUUGGCCUAUUCCUAAACCGAGAGGAAGGGGUGCGGUCCGGUGCCGAGCGGGAAGAAGUCCAUCCAUUGCCUGUCCGCAAAGGUUGUCAUUUAGCCGCGUUGACCUGCCAAGCAACCCCAACCCAUCGUCUUUUUUCCAAAAUGGAGCCGCCAUCGUGAAGUUUUUUUCUCUUCAGUCUGCUCGAUUGCGUGGGAAUGUCAUUCCUGGCUAG
Colletotrichum lupini is the source of this 378-nucleotide messenger RNA. RefSeq lists its product as uncharacterized. The transcript has a single exon. The coding region runs from base 1 to 378 and encodes 125 amino acids. NCBI's taxonomy places the organism in Eukaryota, Fungi, Ascomycota, Sordariomycetes, Glomerellales, Glomerellaceae. The record is from RefSeq and is a predicted model, not a curated record.